This is a messenger RNA of Aedes albopictus (Asian tiger mosquito), 902 nucleotides long. Its product is annotated as flexible cuticle protein 12. Gene Ontology annotation, molecular function: structural constituent of chitin-based larval cuticle. The record is from RefSeq and is a predicted model, not a curated record. Bases 99 to 416 code for a protein of 105 amino acids. NCBI's taxonomy places the organism in Eukaryota, Metazoa, Arthropoda, Insecta, Diptera, Culicidae. Gene Ontology annotation, cellular component: chitin-based extracellular matrix. The transcript has 2 exons.
AGCUCAUUAUCUCGUCAGUGUGUUUUUUGCAUCCACAAAACUCAGUUAUCAAUUUGACAUCCUCUCCGGAAAAUCCAAUCCUAAAUCUCAAAUUCAAAAUGAAGACCAUCAUUGUUCUCGUUGCCGUUGUUGCCCUGGCCCUGGCUGCUCCCCUGGAUGACUCCAAGAACGCUCAGAUCCUGAAGUACGAGAACGACAACAUCGGCGUUGAUGGAUACAAAUUCGCCUUCGAAACCAGUGAUGGACAGUCCCGCCAGGAACAGGCUGAGCUGAGGCGAUUGGCCGAUGAUGUUGAGGCCCUGGUUGUCCGUGGAUCGUACUCCUUCACCGCCGAUGAUGGACAGGUCUACACCGUGAACUACAUCGCCGAUGAGAACGGAUUCCAGCCGGAAGCCGCCCAUCUGCCCAAGGCCUAAGUUCCCCGUGAACACCUCUACCUCUAGCACAAAACCAACAACAAAAACUACAACCAUCCAAACAACAGCAGCCCACUGAAGUCUCAUAGGCAACCCCACCACCUCCAACAACAACUUCGGAUGACGCUACUUGAUAACAAUAACUGAGAAUACUCUGACGAUCGAAGUCCAUGCUUGUAAAGUGUACAGUUUUAUGCUUUCUUUUUUUUUGUUUUGUAUUAUUCCCAUGUACAGCGUGUUAUGUUUUUAUUUUUUUUUCAUUUUGUAAAUUUCUUUUUCUGAAAUGAAAAUGUCAAUUUUGAACACAUUUGAGUUACCUGAGAAGGGCAGCGCUUUCAUGCUGAAAGCGUGCCUUUCCAUGCUACAACAACAGCGAACUGCUCCAACAGCUACAUUGCAACGAGAACUUUGUACGAACACCAACUGCCAUAUCUUUUUGUUUCUAUUAUUUUGAACAAUAAAAAUUAGUUCUAAGUCAAACGUGAA